Messenger RNA from Onychostoma macrolepis, 2683 nucleotides. RefSeq names its product receptor accessory protein 3a (gene reep3a). The transcript is spliced from 8 exons. Gene Ontology annotation, molecular function: microtubule binding. The coding region runs from base 318 to 1064 and encodes 248 amino acids. Lineage: Eukaryota; Metazoa; Chordata; Actinopteri; Cypriniformes; Cyprinidae. Gene Ontology annotation, cellular component: endoplasmic reticulum membrane; cytoplasmic microtubule; endoplasmic reticulum tubular network. The record is from RefSeq and is a predicted model, not a curated record. Gene Ontology annotation, biological process: endoplasmic reticulum tubular network organization.
UCAAAGGUGACAUCGUCCCUAGCCCGAAAAGGACAGGCGAAGAGGAAAACAAUACAGACACUUUUAACACAACGGAACAUCAUGUAGAGAGAAGACAACAGCUGAUACCAGUGGUUUAUUCGUCAAAUAACGAUGUCAUCUUGCAAACCUGUGGAUAUCAGGAAGCAGGCGUUAAAAAAAGGAACUCAGUGGUUGCGUUUUAGCGGUUGGAGAAGCGAGACAGAAGUUAUUAUUAGUUAUAGUUUAUUUGAAUAGUUUAUGCCUCUGGACUGGACCUGCAUCGAGUCUCAUAACUUAAAAGUGCAACAGGUUGGAAGAUGGUGUCUUGGAUUAUAUCUAGGGUCAUCGUUCUUUUGUUUGGAACGCUGUAUCCUGCAUACUACUCCUUUAAAGCCGUCAAAUCCAAGAAUGUCAAAGAAUAUGUUCGAUGGAUGAUGUACUGGAUUGUGUUUGCUCUUUACACAGUGGUGGAGACCAUCACAGAUCUUUCUUUGGCUUGGUUUCCAGUUUAUUAUGAACUGAAAAUGGCUUUCGUCUUUUGGUUGCUGUCUCCCUACACCAGAGGAGCCAGUGUCCUCUACAGGAAGUUCCUACACCCUGUGCUGGCAUCCAAGGAGAGGGACAUUGAUGAAUAUAUCGUUCAGGCCAGAGAGAAGAGUUACGAGACCAUGGUGAAUUUCGGGCGUCAGGGUCUCACGAUCGCGGCUGCUGCUGCUGUCUCCGCUGCUGUGAAGGGUCAAGGUGCCAUCAGUGAUCGUCUGAGGAGUUUCAGUAUUCCAGACUUGACGCAGUUACCCUCUGAACAAUCAGCGUUCUCAAACCCCAGCCGACGGGCCCUCCAGCCUGCUUCUGAGCCAUAUAAACAAGCAGGGGAGGGGCAUGAGGAGGAAACAGAUGGAGUAUUCUCUGAAGACGAGGCGUCAGUGCAGAAGGGUCUGCGCAGAUCUCAGAGUGUGAAACUCAGCCGUGCCAAAGCAGCACGCAAAGAGCCUCGCUAUGGCUCUCUGAAGCUGAAACCCAGAAGGCGGCAGUUGAUUACAUCAUCUACUUUUGACCAUCCUUGAUUGUCCAAUACAAACCCACAUGGGAUCAGCAUCAAAACUGCGGUCUAAUCCUCAGUUUAAAACUGUUUAAUCCUAAACUUCGGAUUAAUGCUAAUGCUCUUUCAAAGCAGCACUGAACACAAAACUACAAACAGACUUACAGCAUGAACAAUGACUUUUACAUUUAUUAAUUUAGUAGAUGCUUUUUCCAAAGUGAUUUACAGAUGAAAAAUACUACAAUACACGUGACAGUGAUGCAGAAUGAUGAAUAAAGGAUAUUGCAUGCAGCAUUAUUUGUUCAGAAAAAAAAAAAAUACCAAAGCCUAAUAUGAGUACAGGAAGACUAAGAAUGUACUAAAAAUGUCAUUUAAAAGUGGAUCUGAGCGCAUCUGAUCUGUAACUUGAUCUGAACCUGCCUUUGUAGAAACAUCUCUUAUUACAUAUAGCAUGGACACAUUAGCACAGAUGCUACAGAGUCAAAAGUCAAAGCUUUCUGUAGUGUGUGCCCUUCAGCCUGUUUUCACAGUAAUGAAAUGGAGCGGGGGAAAAAACUGAUAAAAAAAGUGCAUGUUAGCGGGGUUUUGUGUAUGCAUAGGUGCUUCAGCUUGUUAAUGUUUACAAUUCCAUAGUUUGCACAGAAUUAAAGUUCUUUCAUCAUUUAUUCACCCAUAUGUCAUUCCAAACCCACAUUCUUUUUUUUUCUUUUUUUUAAUGGAAUGCGAAAAGCAUAUUUUUGAAGAAUAUCCUGUACGCACUUUUCCAUAUAAUUUAAAGUGAAUGGGGAUUUGGCCUGUCAAGCAAGCUCCAAAAUGACAGUUAAAGAACAUAAAAGUAUCAUAAAAGUGGUUUAUUUGACUGCAUACAUCAAAAAACAUUGAAGCAUUUAAAAAAAAAAAAAAACAUUUUUCUCAAGUUCAGUAUUAUUGCAUUUUGUCUUUGCUUUGUGAAGUUAACAGUUAUUUACUCAUAAUCUUCUCUGAAAUUCUAAAAUGGACUACUGAAAGUUUGGAAAUUGCAUGUUAACACCAAACACCAUUGGUUCAUUUUGGAACUAUCAUGUAAGGCAGUGGUUCUCAAAGUGUGGGGCGCGCCCUCCAGGGGGGUGCACGAGUACUGCAGGGGGGGCGCGGAAAUCAGCGCGACCAAAAAAAGUUUGAGAACCACUGAUGUAAGGGAAGAUUUACAGUAAAAUGUAAUGUUCCGAAGAAUUCAUACAGGUUUGGAAUGACAUGAAGAGUAAAUGAUUUUUUUUCCCCUACAUUUUUGAGUAAACUAUGCCUUUAACUUUUAAAUCUGUCAUGAAAGUUGUUUUUAAGUAACAGUAUUUUUAAAAGUGGUUUCAAAAUACAUUUCUUAAGUUUGAAUGUCUUGGGAUUGUAUUUUUAAAAACAUUUUGUGCAAUCCAUUUUAGAGUGUUGUAUAUGUUCAUUUUAAUCAUGUUUGUUUGUGUACUUAGUCUGUCAUUCUAACGUGUUUCAGCCUUCUCUAAUUUAAAUAACAGCAUGCACUAAUUAGCAUAUCAUUUGACCAAAACACUCCAGCUUUAUCUUUGCAAAGCAUGAUAGGAGAGUGAAUCUGACUAGUUGACAGAAGACUGUUUGUACUGUACUUGUGUAAACAAUGGGAUGAUUUUUCCUUUU